Coffea arabica (coffee) is the source of this 324-nucleotide messenger RNA. The record is from RefSeq and is a predicted model, not a curated record. Lineage: Eukaryota; Viridiplantae; Streptophyta; Magnoliopsida; Gentianales; Rubiaceae.
AUGCAGACAGCAUGUGAAAAGGGGUACACGAAAGUGAUCAUUGAAACUGACUCUAAAAUGAGUUUAGAGCUCAUUGACAAAGCGGCAACGGAGAGCCCCCUUAUGGUGACUAUCAGCCAAAUCCGGAACUUAAGGAAGAGACAAUGGCAAUGUGAGUUAAUACAUCAAUGGAGGGAAGGUAAUAUGAGUGCGGAUUGGUUAGCUAAGAGUGGAUUGAGUCUGGAGGAGAGGGUCCAAGAGUUGGCUUCUCCACCAGAGGAGGUGAGGAAGUGGUUGGCAUAUGAUGUCAUAGGCGUUGUAACUCCUAGAUUAGUUGCCAUGUAA